UCCCAGCUGCGACUAACGUGGAAACCUCCGGUCGCCCCUCGAAAGCAAAGCCAGAGCCCCCCCGGUGAGCUGCAGUGGAUCCACCCGUCCGGGCAGAGAAAAAAAGUGCUACAGUUGGCCCAGGAACAAGGGAGUGCAGGUCGCACAACGUCUGCUGGCACGGGGGGCAUGUGGAGAUUCUACACAGAGGAUUCUCCUGGCCUCAAAGUCGGUCCUGUUCCAGUUCUCGUAAUGAGUCUUCUUUUUAUUGCGUCUGUAUUUAUGUUGCACAUCUGGGGCAAAUACACACGGUUAAGUAGAUUUGGUUGGGGUCCCACUGUAUUGUAG
Sphaerodactylus townsendi is the source of this 327-nucleotide messenger RNA. It is a transcript of the gene SEC61B, whose product is annotated as SEC61 translocon subunit beta. The record is from RefSeq and is a predicted model, not a curated record. Gene Ontology annotation, biological process: intracellular protein transport. Lineage: Eukaryota; Metazoa; Chordata; Lepidosauria; Squamata; Sphaerodactylidae. The transcript has a single exon. The annotation marks the transcript as partial. Gene Ontology annotation, cellular component: Sec61 translocon complex.